This is a messenger RNA of Catharus ustulatus (Swainson's thrush), 1963 nucleotides long. RefSeq names its product ectodysplasin-A receptor-associated adapter protein-like. Lineage: Eukaryota; Metazoa; Chordata; Aves; Passeriformes; Turdidae. Bases 53 to 691 code for a protein of 212 amino acids. The record is from RefSeq and is a predicted model, not a curated record. Gene Ontology annotation, molecular function: protein binding. Gene Ontology annotation, biological process: signal transduction. The transcript has 6 exons.
CCAUUAGAACCAGUCUGGCCCAGCCGGACCUUUACGAACCGGUCUGGCCCGUAUGAAUCAGUCUGGCUCAGUCGGGCCCGAUCAUGCAGCCAAAGAGCCAGUGGAGGAUACGGAUCCAAGCACUCUUUCCUUAACAAUGACUGAAAAAUAUCCUGUCCAAGACACAGGAGUACCUAAAGAUGAGGAAUACCUAACAGAUCAAGUUACUUUGGAAAUAGCAUCUGUGAACAUCAAGACCCUUACAUCAGAUUCUGGCCUAAUCCAACAGCCAGAAGACAAAGACACACAAAACCAUACUGACAAAUCACUUUCAGAUCUCAAGAAAACCUGCAAGGAAAAUGUCACCUGCUCCUUGUGCUUAUUCCGUGCACCAACCAUCAGUGACAUGCUCAAUGAUGAGGACUUGUUGUACACAGUGAGGCUAAAGCUGGAUCCCUGCCAUCCAACAGUGAAAAACUGGAGAAAUUUAGCAAGCAAGUGGGGGAUGACUUAUGACGAAUUGUGUUUCCUUGAACAAAAGCCUCAAAGUCCCACCUUGGAAUUCUUGCUACGGAAUAGUGACCGGACUGUGGAGCAGCUGAUUGAUCUCUGUAAAUUUUAUAAGAGAAUUGAUGUUGUGAAAGUUCUGCUGAAAUGGGUGGAGGAGGAAUGGCCCAAGAGAGGGAACAGAAAUUACCAGAAUGACUUCUAGGUCAAGAAAGUUGUUAGUCUGUAUGUGUUAAAUGCUAGCUAAUCCAUUGGAAGUUUCCCUUGCAAGAGAGAGAAUGCCUGUACUGAGGGUAUACUGUGUAAGCUUUAUCUACUGUAUACACAAAUGUAAGCUUUAUACCCUCAGGGUUGCAAAGAUAACCUUCCAAAAGUGGAUGGAAUCAUCCAGGUUGUGUUCUUGAGUCUGCAAAUACCUUCAGUUUCUUUGCUGCUCUUCACAGCCUUCCUAAACAGAAAAGGAUUGAAAAGGCCAGACCACUUGUUUUACUGCAGCAGUUGUGAGCCAUAUCAGUUGUGUGCUGUUGCUAUUGGGAAAGUCACAGUUAGAAGGCAAACCUCUUGGCCUUACUGGUAGCCCUUCCACAAUUUUGUAUGUUCUACCUAGUACAAGAUGAGGUGGAAUCUUUUUCUUCUUUUUUAGUUGUUUUAUAAGCUUUGUUUUGGCACAGGAACACCUUGGUGUUCCAGGCAGCAAUUUGGAUCUGAAUGUUACAAUUAACUGAAUAUUCAACAUCACAUUUGAGCAAAUUAAGUCUCUUUAUGAACAAGAGUAGACUUUAAAUAACAACAGAUAUAAAAUAAUUACUCACAUGCUACAUCAUAGGCCAUAUAUUUACUCUAAAAAGAAAUCAUGCAAUUCAGAGAGACUUUUCAACCCAUAACCUUUUGGGGCCAAAGUAACCAAUUAAAAGGCUCUAUGCUUAAAAUUACUUCCCAAAAGUUUAAAGACAGUGUACACUCUUGAGUGCGUGUAUCAAAUCCCUCUCACUUUGCAGUGCGAGAUGAUGGCACCACAGGGUAUUGUUAGUAUUGACUGUAACUUCCCUUUUCACAGGUAGUGGUUUUCUUUAUGGUCCUGUGGGUUGGCCUGCUUUCUGUCCUACACCAAGGCAGUUGCAGUCUUGUGUGAAACUAGCACUAUCUAUUGAUUAAAGCCACUCUAAUGGAAAAUGAACAGCUGAAUUCACCUACAGCCUAGGUGGAUGGUUUAUUAAAGCACUUACAGUGGCUUAGACUGACUUUUUUUUAAAUAUUUUGAUACUGUUUACAUUUUAAAUGUUUUAGAAUUGGCCUUUUUCCUACCAUUCUUCUGACAUCUCAGACAAUGUAGUAUGUACAUAGGUGUAUAUACCAAAGCACUGGUCAAGAUGUGGGGCAAAACUAGAAUGGGGUGCAGGUUGAUGCGCUGUUUACUGUUCUUGAGUAGAAAUAAUAAGAAUUAGCAAAGGUGAGGAAGUCUAAUGCUGUAUGCUGA